AACAAUAAAGGUUCUGAGUGACAAAAUAAUAAAUAUAAACAAUAAAUAAACAAACUUUCAAAUGUGAUAAUGGAUUAAUAUCAUCUUUAAUAACAAGCAAGAUCCAGCGUGCUGUUUAGUGUAUUGGAUUUAAAAAAAGCCUCGUACUCAGUCGACCUGAUACAUAAAAAAACAAACCGUGUAAAAAAACUACAAGUUUGUGCGCUAGUGUUGUGCUGGUGAGUUCUUCCCAGUAAGAUUGUGUGGGUAAAGACGGCACGAGAAUUUACUGCUGGCUGCAGUUGGAUGUGGACGGCGGCCUAGAAUUCAUGGAAGUGCAAUGCGAGAUGUGCUACAUGAACUUGUCGUCAGACUUGCCAUUGUAAUGGGAAGCUGAGUAUCCCUGGCAUUAUGCGGCUGGGCUACCAAAAAGAUGCAGUAUCAGCCCUUGGAAGUAAAUUCUUCUGACCUGUUGAAGCAUGGUCACGACCGCUCGGAAAAGCAUCCAAUUAUGAGUCACUCAGACGUGGAAAUGUAUAACAAACAGUUGGAAAUGAAUAGUCCCAGUUGUAAAGAGCUCUCUCGGCUCGACAGAUCAGUGAACGAUCAUCCGCUGAACAAUAAUAACACCAACAAUAAUGACUGUAUAAAUAAACAUUGCGACGUUAAUUCACGCUAUUUAAAUAAUUAUAAAACUGAUAAUAUUAAUAACAACAAUUGUAAUGUGACUGAACAAUCACGGUUUUUUGUGUGCGAUAAAAGUUAUAGAAGACACUUAUCUACGAGUGAUUGUGUGUUAAACAGCGAUUGUGUCUCCGCAAUUGAACGUUUAAAAUCUACUAAACAAAUUAUGACAAACUCUCGACCAAUAUCACCAACAAAAGAAUGUCGAUCGAGUUAUUGUUACAAUAAUUAUAAUUAUACCUAUAAAAAAAAUAAUAAUAUUAAUAAUAAUAGCACUAGUGAUACUCCGUAUAAUUGUUAUCGUCGUAAAAGUCAAUUGAAAUGGCUUUUACACGCUUUUAUUUUACUUUUCAUCGGAUUAAUUUCCACGAGUUCGGCAGAUCGAUGUGCUCUCGGUCUCGACACACCUGGACGAACUUGGCCUACGAAUGAUAUUAUUUUGGAGUACGGCCAAUCCUUGAGAAUUCUCUGUAUACUGAAUCAGACGAUUGUCGACAAGGAGUUCCCUGGUAAAAAUGCAUCGAACUUGUCUUUCUACAGAAAUGACAAAAAAAUGGAACGAGAGUACAUUCGUAUUAUCAACUCAACUACUAUUGAAAUGUUUGUCGAAAAACCGCCACCUUCCCACGACAUGUAUCAUUGUAAAUUACAGACCAGCGAAUCUAUCAAAGAUGAUGUCGCUGUUUGUCUAAAUAAUGUCGCCGUCGGUUUUAAACCAGAGGAGCCGAAAAAUUUCAGCUGUAUCUCGCACAAUUGGGAAAAUUUGACCUGUAUAUGGGUCCCAGUAGAUAACUUUAUCAAGACCACCCACACGCUUACUUUCAUGUCAUCUCGCAAACUAUUCCCUUGUCCUAAGCACGAAAAAGAAAAGAAACUUCCUUUAAAUUCUUGUCUCUGGGAUUUUUCGACGGAUCCUAUUUAUCGUCAGACUUUGGAAAAUUAUACUUUUUUGAUGACCGUCAGAAAUGCAUUGGGAAAUAUGACAAGACAAUAUAAAUUCCAGCAUUUUGCUAACACAAUACCAGCCAAGCCGGACAAUUUAACGGUAGUAAAUAAAACAACAGAGAGCGCAUUACUGUACUGGGCAGUACCUUUUCCAAUGCAAAACUUUCCACCAGGUUUACAUCACAAAAUAGCUUAUCAACAUCAGUGGGAUCGGCUCAAAACAUGGCAGAUAAUUAACAUUACUAAUGGCCUACACGAAGAUAAAAAAUUCUACAAUUUAACGGGAUUGGAAUACGCCAAUACUGUUUAUGACGUGAGAGUAUUUAUGAAGAGCGCUAUUGCCAAAGGCGAUGAUAAAUGGAGUCCAUUUAGCGAUAUUACAUUUCGUACACCACCUAGAUUGCCUGGACGAUUGCCGCGUACGGAUAUCGGAAGUUUUGAAAUAACAGAGAACAACGCAAACAAAGUUCUUUAUUUAUACUGGCAAGUUAUACCCCGUUAUUUAGAGAACGGAGAUAAUUUCAAGUAUCAAGUUACUUUGACUGAAGUAAACGGCCGUAAGACUCAUAUCAUGCCCAAUGAAACCACGCGUUCUUACGCUGUUUUCAAAGGUUUCGAUUUCUUCAACUAUACUUUCCAAGUUACUACUUCUAACAUCGUGGGUACUCAUCCUAAAAGUACUAGCAUCCAUGUACCCAGUCAGUAUGACAUGCCUCAACAACCUUUGGCGGUUACAAAGAUAGCGUUUGAUGAAGGAUUAUACGAAUUGUCAUGGAAAUCACCGUUACUGAGCAAUCAAAUAAUUAACUACACUAUAUUUUGGUGUGAAAAUGAACGUGAUCGCCCUUAUCAGUGUACCGGAUACCUUGACUGGGUUCAUGUCCCCAACAACACAACAAUUUACAACAUAACAGUCCCGUCUCCCGAGAAAGUAUACCAAUUCGCGGUGUCAGCAAAUACAGAAAAAGCCAGCAGUGGUAUGGUCUGGGCUUCAUGCACCGUAAUCCACAACAAAGUGUCCAGCAAAAUGAAGUCAGUAUGGAUAAACACCAUCGGCUCAGACGUAAUCGACGUAGGAUGGAAGUUGGACUGUUCCGACCGUAUCGGAGUAGUGGAAGGCUUCGUGAUCUAUUACUGUCCAAUUGUAUCCCCCAAGAACUCAACUUGCCGAGAGCCCAAGCAGAACACCACCAUCCGAGCAGACCCCCUGAUGAUGCGCAGUACAGUCACCGGUUUGAAGCCCUACACCACUUACAAGAUAACAAUAGCUUUUUGGACGAAGACCGGCGAGGGUCUUGAGAGCGAGCCGCUCUACAACACCACUCUCGAGAGCGCUCCCACGGCUCCUCAGAACGUAACAGUAAUUUCCAUCACCAACAGCUCCCUGUUUGUAACUUGGGAUCCACCCUCUGCGAUGAACGGCGUUCUUCUUUAUUACGAAGUCCACUACAACGGAAACAUUCAGAAGGUUGAAGAUUCAACCACAAACGUCCUGCUUAAAGACUUAAUAUCUUACAAGAAUUACACAAUCACAGUCACCGCUUGCACCGUUAAGUGCAGCGUCGAAUCCCGUCCAAUUAUAGCCCUAACAAAAAUAGGAGUCCCUGGAAAAAUAAACCGUCCACCAAUCGUAAAAAUCCAGGACUCUAACUUUGCAAUCGUCAUUUGGAGCAGGCCCCAAAAUCCUGGAGGCAACGUCGACUACUACCAAGUCUCCGCUCCAGGGUACAUUGUAAUUAACAGCAACAGCACUAAAACAAAAAUACCGAUUCCCGGAUGCGUGGAAAAUGAACGCGACACCACUUAUAGAUUUAAAGUCCGUGCUAUUAAUAUUAACACCGACGGCGAGCAUCUAGCUGGACCUUGGUCAGACAUCGGAGAGACCAGUUGCUGGAACGCUGGAAUUUCUCCUCGAGUGUACAUCAUCAUCUGGAUAAUUUGCGGGAUCUUCGCGCUGUUGGUCAUAGCUGCAACCUUUAUAUACACUAAAAAAAUGUGGCGCAGGUGCAAACUCAUGCAAGAUUGCGAAGUGAAACUCCCUCCAGGUCUCGCUGCUGAGAAAUUACUCCAGAAGCCCGGUGAGCAGCACAUCAGACAGUCCUCAGCGGACUCCAGCGCGUGUUCCAGCGCCCAGGAAUCCGUCACGUCAUCGCUUACUUCAAAUUCCCACGUGUCAAAUGACAGCGGGACGGAAACAGAUCCGGUUUCUAGCUUACAGAAUAAGUUAUUGGACACUACUCUCGUGUGGGAGUCCUCGAGUCUGCGUCAGCGAAAUGUCAGUGGCGGAACCACCCGACCCGGUCCGGGAGCUUUGACUGAGGCGAGAUGGGACUCUUAUGUAAAGGCUGGAAAGCCUGGAGAGAGAGAUUCGAUAGAAAGGGAGGACACAAUGUCAAUCGCACGCUCUACGCCUAAUUUGAGGAUCGAGGAUAGUGUCUGCAAUGUUCCUCCUCAGACUUGGUCGUCCACUGGGUACAUCAGCAUGCCGUCUUCCGAGGAUGUUUCCACGACAAACUCCAGCCCGGUUCCAGUUAAGAUUUCUAAUAUCAGCAACUACAGUGUUGUCGGGCUUUUGCCGACUAAAAUGUCGCCCACUAGGUCUAAAAGCAGCGAAGACACCUCGGAGGAAGCUAAAGCUAAUAUUCCAUAUGUCAGUUUAGCUUCUUUGGAUCACAAGCUUACUUUUAUCUCUCCGAUUUCUAAAGAACCGCUCAAGUCUGUUGAGAGCAGCAAGCCGUACGUCCAAACUGGGUUGAUAGACAAUUUAAAGAAUCCGCCGUUUAUUCCGAGUGAGUUUGGAUCCAAGUUUGUUUCUUCUAAGCCAGAUCGUGACUCCUCGAUGAAGUACGUCACUGUUGCGUCCAUCGCGGAAUUGGCUAAGCCUGCUAAAGACAAACUUGUUCAGAGCACUACGGAUACAUCCCAAAAGCCUUAUGUGCAAGCCUCGACGAUGUUCCAGAUGUUCCAGGCAGGCUCGCAAGAAAAGAAACACGAGCCUAUGUACUGGGAAUCUGGGGGAGAUGGGGACAAGACUGUCGAUGUUGUUGAGAUUGAACAGUCUGAGAGGAGUCGGACUCCUCAAGUGUCCAGCAGCGGGGAUAGCCAGCAUAUUUUAGACUGAUGAAAAUAGCGGGAGUAAGCUAAUUUAUAAUAUUGUUUUUUUUUUUUUUUUUUCUUAUAUUGUUUUCUCUUAUGUUCUUUAAUUGUUCUGUUCUGUUUGUUUAUCGUGUCGGUGGAUGGAAUUACGGGAAGCUUAUCUGUGAAUUAUUUGGUAAUUGUAAGUACUAUAUUUCACUGAUACCUUUUGUUAUCCAGAUCGAGGUUAACUGUACUCUUGUCCAUGAUAUUGAUAUUAAUUGUAAAGAUAUCAUAUUACCUGGUAUUGUGCGGGUUUUUUAAGGCAUUCUUAGAUCUACUUGCUGUUUUCUUUAUUAAUAUGACAAUUCUGAGUAAUUUAUUU
This is a messenger RNA of Cotesia glomerata, 5068 nucleotides long. It is a transcript of the gene dome, whose product is annotated as cytokine receptor. The transcript has 9 exons. The coding region runs from base 413 to 4729 and encodes 1438 amino acids. Gene Ontology annotation, molecular function: protein binding. NCBI's taxonomy places the organism in Eukaryota, Metazoa, Arthropoda, Insecta, Hymenoptera, Braconidae. The record is from RefSeq and is a predicted model, not a curated record.